GGGCUCCUGAAUACAGAAGAGUGUUGUUGUCCUAUUUGCCUGGAUUUGCUGAAGGACACAGUGGCAAUUCCAUGUGGGUAUGGGUACUCCAUGGGAUGUAUUAGUGACUUGAUGAAAGGUAAUCAAGUUAUCGACUGUACCCAGUGCGGACAGACAUUUAGUCCUAGGCCAGUUCUGAAUGGAAACACCAUACUGGCAGAGAUGGUGGAGAAGAUGAAGGAACUGGAACUUUUAGAGGACUCUCAAAUCUUACAAAUCUCCUGCCUUGAAAAACACAAGCUGAUUGAAGCCUCAGUAAACCUACAGGAGAAAUGUCCUCAUCAUGACAAAUAUUUGGAAAUGUAUUGUAGAACUGAUCAACAUUUUUUUUGUGUAAUGGAUGACACCAAAGGUCACGAUACAGUGUCAGCUGCAGCAGAAAGCAAAAAGAAACAGAAAGAGCUAGGAUUGACCCGACAAAAAUAUAAACUCAAAAUCCACACAAAAGAGAAGGAACUACUCUACAACAAUAAUGUUGAAAUAAUAUCUCAAUUUCCCAUGGAAUCUGCCAUGGAAAAUAGUGAACAGUUUUUCAACAAACUGAUACAAUCUAUUGAAAGGAGGUGUAAAUUCAGAGACGAAUUCAGAGCUGUGUAGAGCAUGCUGCAGACUCUAGAGCAGGAAAUCACAGACCUCAAUCAGAGAGAUUGCAAGCUUGAGUUGCUUCUGAAGUCUGAGGAUCAGGUUCAUAUUCUCCAGAACUGUCAUUCCUUCUCCUUUCGGCUCCCUGAGCCACACUUUACAAUAGCAUCAUUCUCAGAUUUUGGGAAAGUGAAUGUUGCAAUAUGGAAAUAGCUUGUUGACAUCUUCAAAGGGGAAUAGCCCAGGAUCUAUCAAGCAGCUACGUCUAUGAAGAUCCUCCACUGCACAUUGCCCAAUAUUAGAGUUUCUAGGAACAACAAUGUGGUCAUCGUUCAGCAAGAGUCCAUUGACUUCAAACAGUACCGCCCUGCAGUGGGUUGCGAGAUAGGGUGUCAGCGACAACGAGCUGUUUUCCUGGCUGUUUAUAGGGUGCAUGACAGUGGAGAGAUCAGGAAGGAAUUUUCCCAAGUAGUUUAUCAUUCCAAUCCUUUGACGCAGUUCCGUUAUGUUCGUUGGGCUGGGGAGUUCCGCAAUGGCUCUGGCUUUCUCAGUGUCCGGUUUAAUGCCAUUCUUCCCAAUGAUGUGUCCAAAAUAGUGAAUCUCAGUGCAGAUGUAGUGCCGAAAGGAAGGCGACAGAAACAGAAGCGGCCCACUGGAGUAAUAAAGGUUGUAAGUUUCCUGCUGCUCUCAUCGAGUGGGAUCUGCCAAAACCCACUUGAUGCGUCCACUGUAGAGAACACUGUUGCGCUUGACAGUUUUGGUGCAAUAUCCUCAAGCGUGGGCAAGAUGAACCUUUCUCUUUUCACAGCUUCAUUCAGUUUGGUCUUCAUACCAUGUGUCCUCAUCACCUUCACUGCCAUCAGCAACAGCCCCGAGAAACCAUGCACUUACCUCAUCACUGUCACCCAUCACACCUUUCUCCUACAACUCAAUUCCCUAAUGGCCCAUAAGGACCUAAUUUUGUCAAAGGAGAACAGAGAAGUGACCGUUUGGAGUAGGGAGCAAUCCUGUCCUGACCACCCUGAGCGAUUUAAUUACUGGUGCCAGCUGCUUGGCACUGAGGGCCUGACAGUCUACAGCUAUUGAGAAGUGGAAUGGAGUGGGAUGGGUAUAAACACUGCUGUCCCAUACAAAAACAUUGCCAGGAAAGGGGAAAGAAGUGAAGCUCACUUCUGUCACAAUGACAAAUCCUGGAGUUUGUUCUGCUAUAGGAAAGGUUAUGCUUUCAGACACAAUGGGGUUGUCAGUAAGAUCUUUUAGCCUGGAUCGUCAAAAAUUGAUGUUCAUCUAGAUCACAGGGCAGGGACACUGGCCUUUUACAGGGUUGAUGACUAAAUGAUCCUCCACAGAUUUCAGACCACAUUCACACAGCCUCUCUAUCUGGGCUUUGAGUGUCAGUUGGAGUGA
Molecule: messenger RNA, 2028 nt
Organism: Xyrauchen texanus (razorback sucker)
Lineage: Eukaryota; Metazoa; Chordata; Actinopteri; Cypriniformes; Catostomidae
Gene: ftr66
Product: finTRIM family, member 66
Source: RefSeq, a predicted model, not a curated record